Molecule: messenger RNA, 1032 nt
Organism: Oryza sativa Japonica Group (Japanese rice)
Lineage: Eukaryota; Viridiplantae; Streptophyta; Magnoliopsida; Poales; Poaceae
Source: RefSeq, a predicted model, not a curated record
UAUAGUAAUCGACGUUAUCGUCUCCACUGCUUGCACCAUAACAAGAAACCAAGGCCAACCCAUGUUUCACCAGAAGAUUGGGCUUGGCUGAUAAAGCAUGUGUGGACCGAUGAGGAUUUUCAGAAAAGAAGCAACCAGAAUGCAGCUAACAGGGCAAAGCAGGAGAUGGGCUCUAAAGUGGGAACUAAAUCAAUUGCUCAAAUUGCACAUGAACUGAGAAACAAAGAGACAGGUGAAUGGCCUACAACAAUGCAAGUUUGGAAAGCAACCUAUCAAAAGGCUGAUGGAACAUGGUCUGUUCCUAAUGGUGAACGAGUUCUGUCUAAACUAAAUGAAGUUGCUCAAUCACAACAAGAAAAUAUAUGUUCUGCAGCAGUACCACUAGUAGAGCAUUUUGCCUUGGUCCUUGGGAAAAAAGCGAACCAUUCACGUGGUAUAGGCUUACGUGCAAUUAAUAGAGUGGCUGAAGAAAGGCUAAGGUUACUUGCACAAGUUGAGGCUGCUGAAAAGCAUGCAGCUACUGCCCAGGAGCGUGUUGAUGCUGCGGAACAGCGAGCAGUAGCUAUGGAAGACCAAGUCCGCAAAUUGGAUGAAACAAAUGCCCAGUUGCAAGUAGAGCAACAAUCUCAACGUGAUGAGUUGAACUCCCAGAGAAGGACAGUAGAGGGACAAGCUACAGAUGUUGAAAGAAUGGUACAACAAAAACUUGAUGAGCAAAUGGCCAUAUAUUUCUCACGCUUCGCUUCUUCCAAUGGUGUUUCAUCCUCACGAUCUCCAUCAGAUGACCAUUAGAAUGCAUGAAGUUGAUCUCCAGAAGUCUAUUUAAUCAAGCUGAAGACAUCCUAAGUCUAUUUCACCGAAUAAUUUAGUAUUAGUCCCAUUUAAGUUUCUACUGGUUGCUUUAGUUCUCAUCAUGAUGUUUAUGUCAGCAUUUCGUGAGAAAUUUUGAGCUUCUUGUUGAGUGCAACAUUUGUUUGGUUGUAAGACUUCUGAAUAAAUAUUUCAAUAUCAUUGUUCCUUAAUUUGGUUUAA